Cherax quadricarinatus is the source of this 1212-nucleotide messenger RNA. RefSeq names its product aaRS-interacting multifunctional protein 1 (gene AIMP1). Gene Ontology annotation, molecular function: tRNA binding. The record is from RefSeq and is a predicted model, not a curated record. NCBI's taxonomy places the organism in Eukaryota, Metazoa, Arthropoda, Malacostraca, Decapoda, Parastacidae.
CGGUACCAGCUGUACAACAACAACAACAAGACGAGGCAGCGCUGGUGGAGCCUUGUGAGUGUGUCUUGCAACACGGUGAUUACUGGGAACCAACGGAGGCUCUUUUUCAUCAUGGCGUCACGUGAUGUUCUGAGCAGACUAGAGCAGAAAGCCAUAGAGACAGAGAAAAUGAUAGAGCUCCUCACAAAACAGGUCAACCAGUUGCAGGCCAUUGCUGUGGAGGCACGCAAAGAUCAACUGAAAAAUGAGAAUCAAGAACUACAGAAAGAAGUGGAUAGGCUAAAGCAAAAUUUGUUGAGUCUAGAGAAAACCCAGGGCAUCACUCAGUAUUAUGACUUCGUUAAGAAGACCAAACCGUCCAUUCCUGAUAAUGUUAUCCCUGGUAAUGAUCCUCUGGUCCAGUCAUCAGUACAGUCACUGUCGCCUAAGCCUCAGGUGGAAAAACAAAAGAAGAGUGAUAAGAGACCUGAGAAGAAAGAGAAAAAGGAAGAGGGAGGAGGAUUAAAAAAAUCAGAUGAUGAAGCGCCUGUGGAUGUGUCACGUUUAGAUUUCAGAAUUGGAAAAAUUGUGUCGGCAAAGAAGCAUCCAGAUGCAGAUUCUCUCUAUGUUGAAGAGGUUGAUAUCGGAGAAGAGAAGACGCGCACUGUUGUUUCUGGACUUGUGAGAUUUAUUCCAGUGGAGGAAAUGCAGAAUCGCAUGGCAGUGUUGUUGUGCAACCUGAAACCAGCCAAGAUGCGAGGUAUCACAUCUGAAGCUAUGGUUAUGUGUGCAUCAUCUCCUGAUAAGGUGGAAAUUCUGACCCCACCAGAAGGUAGCCAACCAGGUGACCUUGUAGAAUUUGAAGGUUAUACCAGAAACCCAGAUUCCGUCCUUAAUCCCAAGAAGAAAAUAUUUGAAACCUGUGCACCUGACUUGAAAACAGAUGCUAACAAAGUAGCUGUUUACAAAGGUGUUCCAUUUACUGUUCCUGGUAAAGGGAUUAUUAUUGCACAAACUCUGUCCAAUGUUCAGGUAAAGUGAAUUAUAAGAAAUUAUAAUUUCAUUACUUUUGAGGGUCAUUAUCUGUACAACUGGGGAAUGUUUGAUUUUAUUUUGAGUAUAAAAUUUAUACUUUAAAUACUGCAGCCAUGGUGCAGUAUUUGGAAUUGUUGAAACACUAACUUCUUGUAUGUUUAUAUUGGGGCUUGUUAAAAAUAAAUUUCAGUUUUACCA